Messenger RNA from Hermetia illucens (black soldier fly), 1914 nucleotides. RefSeq names its product serine/threonine-protein phosphatase 5 (gene PpD3). Bases 312 to 1811 code for a protein of 499 amino acids. The record is from RefSeq and is a predicted model, not a curated record. Gene Ontology annotation, molecular function: protein binding; protein serine/threonine phosphatase activity. The transcript is spliced from 6 exons. Lineage: Eukaryota; Metazoa; Arthropoda; Insecta; Diptera; Stratiomyidae. Gene Ontology annotation, cellular component: cytosol; nucleus.
AAUUUCAUUCAUCCGUGCGUACGGCGUUAGUAGAAGCUCGGCCGGGGGUGCGACGCGGGGUGCACAUGUGACAGUCAAGUGAAUCAGGAGGGGGAAGACGAGUGUGCCCUGUGUGCCGAUUCCGUGCGAUUUUAUUUGUCGUUCGUUCGGUUCUGUCGGUUUUUUAUUGCUCAGUGAGUGAUCCGCUCGUGAAUUUCGGUUUUACAAUUAGUUUCACGCGCUAGCAUUAACGCAACAGACAGUUAACUGACUGCCGGAAAUAUCGUCAACGUCCAAUUUGUAAAUAGAAGUCACCCUCGCUGCUGGACAGAAUGUCUUCGGAGGCACCGACAAUUGCGAAUAAGGACGAGAAGGCGACCGAGGUGGCCACUGGCCCAACCGACGAGGAGAAGGCCGAGUCCUACAAGAACCUCGGCAAUGAGCACAUGAAAAAAAAGGAAUACACCAAGGCUAUCGAAUGUUAUACAGAAGCCCUCAAAUAUAAUCCACACAAUGCCGUCUAUUAUGCUAACCGAAGCUUGGCCCAUUUACGGCAAGAGAGCUUCGGUUAUGCUCUAUCCGAUGGUAUUGCGGCUGUAAAAGAAGAUCCCAUGUACCUGAAGGGUUACUAUCGACGAGCAGCGGCGCAUAUGUCUCUAGGAAAAUUUAAGCAGGCACUUUCAGACUUUGAAUAUGUAGCAAAAGUACGACCAAAUGAUGAAAAUGCCAAAGUGAAAUUUACUGAAUGUAAGAAAAUAGUUAAACGACAAGCUUUUGAACGGGCCAUAGCUGUGGACAAGCCAGACAAAACAUUGUCGGAAAUGUUUUCGGAUUUAGAGUUUAUAGCGAUUGAGGAUGAUUACAAUGGACCAAAGCUAGAAGAUGGUAAGGUUACGUUAACAUUCAUGAAAGAACUCAUGCAACAUUAUAAGGCUCAGAAGAAAUUACACAAGAAGUUUGCGUACAAGAUACUGUGUGAUAUUGACACAUACCUUCGAAAGCAACCCUCUCUAGUUGAUAUAACUGUUCCCGCUGAAGCAAAGUUCACAAUCUGUGGUGAUAUACAUGGUCAGUUUUAUGACCUUAUGAAUAUAUUCGAAAUCAACGGAUUGCCAUCAGAAACAAACCCGUACUUGUUCAACGGAGACUUCGUCGAUCGAGGCUCAUUUUCAGUUGAAUGUAUUUUUACACUGUUCGGUUUUAAACUUUUAUAUCCAAAUCACUUUUUCAUGUCCCGUGGCAAUCACGAGAGUAUUAAUAUGAAUCAAAUGUAUGGAUUUACCGGUGAAGUAACAGCUAAAUACACUUCUACGAUGGCGGAUAUGUUCACACAAGUAUUCAAUUGGUUACCGUUGUGCCACUGUAUCAAUAACAAAAUCCUCAUCAUGCAUGGAGGUUUGUUCUCAACCGACAAUGUAACAUUAGAUGAUUUACGGAAGAUUGAGAGGAACCGACAACCCCCGGAAGAAGGUUUAAUGUGCGAAUUAUUAUGGAGUGAUCCACAAGAGGCCAUUGGACGGGGACCGUCAAAACGUGGUGUAGGAAUACAAUUCGGACCCGAUGUAACGAAGAGAUUCUGCGAAAAGAACAAUCUAGAAUAUGUUGUUAGGAGUCAUGAAGUUAAGGAUGCCGGAUAUGAGGUAACACAUAACGGCCAAUGCAUCACUGUUUUUUCGGCACCAAAUUAUUGUGAUACUAUGGGCAAUAAUGGAGCAUUUAUAAAUAUUAAAGGCAAUGAUCUUAAGCCUAAUUUCACUUCAUUCGAAGCUGUGAGCCAUCCAGAUGUUAAACCCAUGGCUUACGCAAGUUCAAUAAUGAGUUUACUAGGGUAGUGGUAAUGCAAUUAUUAAUCUAAAGAAAUUAUGUUCAAUUAGCCGUAAUUGAAUCUGCGAAGAAAUAAACAAAACAAUAAUAAAAGCAAGACGAUAAAAGUAA